UAAUUUUCCCACAUUGAAAAAGCCAAUCAUUGCGGCGAAGAUUCAGAUUGCACAGACGUACCAAAGCUAGAGAGAGAAACAGGGAGAGAUAGAAAGAACAGAGAGUUGGGUCACGAUUGCAACUCAUACCACACGAGUCGGUUUAGGGUUCCUCGAAGCAUCUCAUUCUCUCAACCCAACCCAAGCUAUGUAAAUAACAAGAACAAAUUUCACACAAUUCUCCGUUUCUUUGUUUCAAUCGAUUUCAUUUCCAAAACUCACCCUAAUUGAUGGACUCUUCUGUUCGAUCCUCAAUCGUUGCUGCUAUUGAACUUUUCCGGCACUUGUUCUGUUGAUUUUGUUGACAGAUUUACAAAAACCCUUUUGUGUUUUUCUCUCUCUAAAAACGCAGAAGAAAAGAUGAGUGUGGCCAAGUCUCAGGUGUGGCAACCUUGCAAGAAGAAGAGAUCUUGAUUUUGUAGAAAGAAAUCGAAAGCGAUAUAUAUAUAUAGAAACAAUGGAUGGUAUCUGUAUCCAAGUCUCAGCUGAGGCAGACUCGUAGAGGCAAGUUCUUGAGGUCAGAGAGUGAGAUUUUGCAGAAAGAAAGAAACAGAAAACCUAUCGUUACACACACACACACAUAUAUAUAUAUAUACAUAUAGAGAUAGAGAGAGAAGUGAUGGCUUCUCGUUCAAGCGGUCCUGGUCGAACGCGUGUGGGGAGGUAUGAGUUAGGACGGACAUUAGGUGAAGGAACGUUUGCGAAGGUGAAGUUUGCUCGGAAUGUAGACACUGGUGAGAACGUCGCCAUAAAGAUUCUUGAUAAAGAGAAAGUUCUGAAGAAUAAGAUGAUCGGACAGAUUAAACGUGAGAUUUCCACCAUGAAACUAAUUAGACACCCAAAUGUCAUCCGUUUGCACGAGGUGAUGGCCAGCAAGACAAAAAUAUACAUCGUCUUGGAAUUUGUGACUGGCGGUGAACUCUUUGAUAAAAUUGCUAGUAAGGGGAGGUUAAAGGAAGACGAAGCAAGGAAGUAUUUUCAGCAGCUCAUUAAUGCAGUGGAUUACUGUCACAGCAGAGGAGUUUUCCAUAGAGACCUGAAGCCAGAAAAUCUACUGCUUGAUGCAAAUGGAGUUCUUAAAGUUUCAGAUUUUGGAUUGAGUGCUCUACCUCAGCAAUUCCGAGAGGACGGAUUACUACACACAACAUGUGGAACUCCAAAUUAUGUAGCUCCUGAGGUGAUCAACAAUAAAGGCUACGAUGGGGCUAGGGCAGACCUGUGGUCAUGCGGUGUAAUCCUUUUUGUCCUUAUGGCAGGCUAUUUACCUUUUGAAGAAUCGAACCUCAUGGCAUUAUACAAAAAGAUAUUCAAGGCAGACUUCACAUGUCCUCCAUGGUUCUCCACCAGCGCAAAGAAACUAAUCAAAAGAAUCCUGGAUCCUAAUCCCUUGACGCGCAUUACGAUCGCUGAGAUCCUUGAGAAUGAGUGGUUUAAGAAGGGAUACAGGCCACCUAGUUUCGAACAAGAAGAUGUUAGUCUCGAUGACGUGGAUGCUAUUUUUAAUGAAGCUGGGAACUCUCAAAACCUUGUUGUGGAGAGGCAGGAAGAGCGGUCUGCUACUCCUGUCACUAUGAAUGCUUUUGAACUUAUCUCUACAUCUCAGGGUCUCAACCUCGGUUCUCUUUUUGAAAAGCAAAUGGGGCUUGUUAAACGGGAAACAAGAUUCACAUCUAAACGUCCAGCCAAAGAGAUUAUCACAAAAAUUGAGGAAGCUGCUACACCAUUGGGUUUUGAUGUAAAGAAAAAUAACUACAAGCUGAAGCUUCAAGGGGAGAAAACUGGGCGUAAAGGUCAUCUAUCCAUUGCAACAGAGAUUUUCGAGGUGGCUCCAUCGCUUCACAUGGUUGAGGUUCGCAAGUCUGGAGGAGAUACCUUAGAAUUUCACAAGUUUUACAAGAACCUAUCGGCUGGCUUGAAAGACAUAGUCUGGAGUUCAGGAGAUCAAGCAAAAGAAGGAGCAAAUGAAGGUUCUGGUAUUGUGCAGUCUUGAUUAUUGGCUCCUUUCGAGGUUUAGAACAGUGGCGUUCCAUUUCGAUGAUAGAAGGCUUGCUGCAGUUCUAUCUUAAUUGUUUGUAUUGAUCACAUAUAUUACCUCUGGGUUGCUCUAAUAUAUGUUCCAAUCAUUUCCAGUCUUGACCUUGUGAAACAUGAUGCUCAUUUAUAAGACACCUAUGAUUUGGGGUUGGAUCAAACAACAGUUUUGUACCAUUUAAUUCUAGAUAUGGAUGUGUUUCAUAGGGGAAUUGGUUUUCGGAUUU
Cornus florida is the source of this 2297-nucleotide messenger RNA. Its product is annotated as CBL-interacting serine/threonine-protein kinase 23-like. Gene Ontology annotation, biological process: signal transduction; protein phosphorylation. The transcript has 15 exons. Bases 659 to 2029 code for a protein of 456 amino acids. Gene Ontology annotation, molecular function: ATP binding; protein kinase activity. Lineage: Eukaryota; Viridiplantae; Streptophyta; Magnoliopsida; Cornales; Cornaceae. The record is from RefSeq and is a predicted model, not a curated record.